AUGUCGAAAAAACUGAACAAGAAGUCGAAAGGCAAUGGCAGAGGUCGUGGACACGAGACCUGGGCCAAAGGACUAAAGCUGGAGCUGCUCGAAAGCUUUAAGGAUACCUUCUUCCUCGACAAGAGUGUGAUGUAUUCGCAAGCGACCAGUUCUUUUAUUGACAAGUGGGGCUACGAUCUUGCUCCAGACGACAUGCCAGAUCCCGAUGAAACCUACACAAUAACCGACAUCAACACAUUCGAAGAUGGCAAGGAAAGAGCCAACGAAGAGGCCAGGUGA
Marasmius oreades (fairy-ring Marasmius) is the source of this 279-nucleotide messenger RNA. RefSeq lists its product as uncharacterized. NCBI's taxonomy places the organism in Eukaryota, Fungi, Basidiomycota, Agaricomycetes, Agaricales, Marasmiaceae. Bases 1 to 279 code for a protein of 92 amino acids. The record is from RefSeq and is a predicted model, not a curated record. The transcript is spliced from 2 exons.